Ixodes scapularis (black-legged tick) is the source of this 825-nucleotide messenger RNA. Its product is annotated as arylsulfatase B-like. Lineage: Eukaryota; Metazoa; Arthropoda; Arachnida; Ixodida; Ixodidae. The coding region runs from base 1 to 825 and encodes 274 amino acids. The transcript is spliced from 7 exons. The record is from RefSeq and is a predicted model, not a curated record.
AUGAGGCGAGCGAUCAUCUCCACCUGGGCGUACGCACGGCAGCUGCUAACGAACAAUGAACGUCCCCAAGAAAUUUCAAUGUUAUUGACACUCGUUGGAUUGUAUUUUUUCGCAUGUCGAAUUCCUCAGAAGUCUUCAAUGCCGAAUAUCAUCUUCAUUUUGGCUGAUGAUCUGGGCUGGGACGACGUUAGUUUUCACGGGUCUCCUCAAAUACCGACGCCUAAUAUGGAUGCAUUAGCCGCUGACGGGAUCAUUCUCAACCAGCACUACGCCCAAGCGUUGUGUACACCGUCCAGGGCAGCAUUGAUGACUGGGCGCUACCCAAUUCACACAGGGAUGCAGCAUUUUGUAAUUCAGCCUGGUGAGCCUUGGGGUCUUCCACUGGAGUAUAGGCUGAUGCCAGAGUUCUUCAGGGAUCUGGGCUACAAGACACAUAUGGUUGGAAAGUGGCACCUUGGCUCCUUCACGAAGGACUUUAUUCCAGUGAGACGGGGAUUUGACUCCUUUUAUGGAUUUUACAACGCUGAUCAAGACUAUUAUAACAAGACCUUAACUGAGGGUGAGCAUACCGGAUACGAUUUCUGGUUGAACGAAGACAUUCAUAUAUACCCCAAUAACCGAUACUCAACUCAUCACUAUACAGAAAGAGCAGUUUCUCUCAUAAGGUCUCACAACCCUUCUCAGCCACUCUUCUUAUAUCUUAGUUACCAGGCGCCACACGUUGGCACGGGGCCAUCGCUUCUUGAAGCGCCGGACGAAAAUGUGAAUAAAUUUCUCUACAUCCCGGAGAAAAAUAGGACAACAUACGCUGGUGCGUACUGCUAA